UAUAUUUUUAUAUAUUUAUUGCAUUCGUAAGAAUUUUAAACCGAUAAAGACUUGUUCGGUUUUUACAUAUGUCGACAAACGUAUUUUUUAUUGUCAUUUCAAACAAAUUCUUUUUUAAAUAACAUUAAAGAAUUCUUUUAGGAAAACACAAUAAACAAAUUUUAAAAUUCUCUCGCUCUCUCAAAAGAAUUUAAACCUGAAACACGUUACGGUCAAAUUUAAAAUUUUCACAUUUUUCUCUAAAAAUACGUUUUUGUUCCAAUUGGAGUGUUGCCACUGCAUACAAAGAAUUCAAAGACCGCAUAAAACUGCAACGACACGUUCCCAUAAAUUUCAUAUUCUUAUUGAAUCAUAUAAAGAUAUUUUUAGAAACGUAGAAAGAAAAGUUAUGGUGACGAACGACAGGAAUUUGUAAGAGAAUCGGUUUUGUAGUGGUUGUUGAAGUGAAAGCCUUUUAAAAUGAAAAUGGAAAGCAAUUUCUGUGCGUAGUGAAAGCAUAAAACCAACAUUGUUAAAUUAAUUCCGAAAAGGAUACAGUAUCAAAGAAAUGUUUGUGUUAAUAGUUCUUUUGAUAGCUUUAAUAGUGGGAAUUUAUUUUUGGUAUAAAAAUCUAAAAAGCAAAUUUAGAGAUUUGGAUAAGCUACCAGGACCAAAAGAAAAAUUUCUGACAGGAAAUGCAACUGAUUUUGGAUCUGAUGUACAUGAAUUAUUCGAAGCUUCUCAACAAAUGGUAAUGAAAUAUGGACGAUUAGUUCGUGUAUGGCAAGGUCCUUUUCGUUUGAAUUUGUUUGUAACAGAUCCUGAUAAAGUGGAAUAUUUCUUAUCAUCGAAUGUGUUAAUUAAGAAAUCUACUGGGUAUGAUUUGUAUAAGCCGUGGUUGGGGGAAGGAUUAAUUAAUGGAACAGGGGAAGUGUGGAAAAAAUACAGAAAAAUCUUAACUCCAGCAUUCCAUUUAAAAAUCCUAGAUCAAUUUUCAGACGUUUUUCAUAGAAACUUACAAAUUCUUAUUGACAAUCUUAAAAAGGAGUCUGGAAAAACUGUUGAUAUUUGUCCAAUUCUUACUUUAUAUGCAAUGGAUUCUUUGUGUGAAACUUCUAUGGGUAUUAACCAUAAAUAUCAACAUCAUGGCGAUACUUCUUAUAUGAACGCGGUCCAUGCUUUUUUAGAAAUCUAUAUGAGCAGAUUUUUUUCAAUUUUGAAUCGUUUCGAUAUAUUCUUUAGGUUUACUAAAGAUCAUAAAAUAUUAUACGAUUCUGUAAAUUUAAUGCAUAAAAUCACCGAUGAAGUUAUUAAAAAGCGCAAAGAUUUUUUACAAGGCGUUUCUCAAGAGGAGGACGUGGAUGAUAUGGGUAUUAAAAAGAAACGGGUGUUUUUGGAUACUCUUUUAGAACAUCCUGGAUUAACUAAUGAAGAAAUGAGGUGGCAAGUAGAUACAUUCUUGUUUGCUGGUCAUGAUACCGUUGCGUCGGCUAUGGGUUUUGCUUUAUAUACGCUUGCAAAAUAUCCUGAAGUUCAACAAAACAUCUUGGAUGAAAUACAUGAUUUUGUUGGUGAUGAUGUAAACGAAGAAAUUACGCUAAAUAAUUUAAAAGAAAUGGAUUAUCUUGAGAGGGUAAUUAAAGAAGUUCUUAGAUUGUAUCCAACCGUUCCUUUAUACGAACGAGAAAUGACUGAAGAUAUUUCAUUGGAUGGUUUGAGAAUACCGAAGGGAACUACGAUUUCAUUUCAUCCAUAUGCGCAACAUCGAGAUCCCGAACUAUUUCCUUGUCCGGAGAGAUUCGACCCGGAUCGUUUUCUACCGGAAAAUAUCUCCAAAAGACAUCCCUUUGCGUAUAUCCCCUUUAGCGCCGGACCAAGAAAUUGCAUUGGGAUGAAAUAUGCAUUAAUGAACAUCAAAACAACAGUGGCAAAUGUUAUUAGAAAUUUUCAACUGUAUCCAGCAGAAUAUCCUCAUACACCAAAAUUAGGAAAUGAUGCUGUUUUAAAAUCCAUGAAUGGUUUACCGAUUAAGAUUAUUUACAGAAAAUAAAAAUCAUCGAAACUCCUUACAACUAGUACAACAUAUUUUAUGAAUAACUUUUUUUAAAUUAACACUAAACUAUACAUAUGUUCUUUUUACAUGUUAUUUUAUUAAAUGUAAAUUAAUCGUAAUUUACCCCUUGUAGUGUAUAUCAACAAUAAAGAGCAAUUUACAUGAUUAAUCACCAGAAGCA
Molecule: messenger RNA, 2213 nt
Organism: Onthophagus taurus
Lineage: Eukaryota; Metazoa; Arthropoda; Insecta; Coleoptera; Scarabaeidae
Product: cytochrome P450 4c3-like
Molecular function (GO): iron ion binding; oxidoreductase activity, acting on paired donors, with incorporation or reduction of molecular oxygen; monooxygenase activity
Source: RefSeq, a predicted model, not a curated record